Molecule: messenger RNA, 3530 nt
Organism: Strongylocentrotus purpuratus (purple sea urchin)
Lineage: Eukaryota; Metazoa; Echinodermata; Echinoidea; Camarodonta; Strongylocentrotidae
Gene: smo
Product: smoothened homolog
Exons: 12
Coding region: 301-2634 (777 amino acids)
Biological process (GO): smoothened signaling pathway; positive regulation of smoothened signaling pathway; commissural neuron axon guidance
Cellular component (GO): dendrite; plasma membrane; cilium
Molecular function (GO): patched binding; transmembrane signaling receptor activity
Source: RefSeq, a predicted model, not a curated record
GCGUCACACUGCACUGCACCUGCAAGAAACUUUCACGGAGCUGGAGUCGAUGUACAGGAAAUGGUAGAGUGUGUGUGAGAUACUACCAAACAAUGUUCAUAACGUUGUGUAUUGCAGAUCGGCUGUGUAUAUAUGCGGUCUGUUUACGGACUAUACUCUCUAAAAAAUUGAGAAUUCCAGCUAGCGUUCAAGAUGGAGAAAUACAUACUUUGAUUUUUAGUGAGAUCAUGACACGAGAGGUUGAUGUCGAUAUAGAUAUAAAGAAAGCUGGAAGGCAUUAAGGCAGUCUUCACCGGUGCAAUGGGUGGAUCACUGGGUCUAAAAAUGACAUCUUGUUCAGGUUUCCUCCUGCUCCUCCUCCUCCUAAGCCCUGCCCUCCAUGCCCAGCUGUCCGUCAACUUCUCCAUCACCACAGGCAACGACUGCACCCGCCCUGCUGUCUGCACGCCACUCCCAGCCAACAUGACGCGGCAGUGCCUUGGCACAGAUUUCUCCCACACCCACAUUUCCCUGUCCCUGGCCAACGACUCCGUCACCAUCCAGGAGGUGAACGAGAAACUCGUCAUGUGGAAGGGGCUCAGGAACGUUCCAAAGUGUUGGGAGGUGGUGCAGCCGCUGCUCUGCGCCGUCUACAUGCCAAAGUGCGAGGAUGGGCGGGUGGAGUUGCCCAGCUAUGAUAUGUGCAACGUCGUCCAGUCCCCCUGCAGGAUCGUGGAACUGGAAAGAGGAUGGCCACAUUUCUUGCAGUGCAACGAAGAGCACAUGCCUAGAGAUUGCAGUGAACCAAACACCUACAAGGCAGUGACAUUUAACUUAACAGGCGGAUGUGAGCCCCCACUGGUGGAGACAGACAAUGAGAAGAGUUGGUACGAAAAUGUGGAGGGGUGCGGUAUCCAAUGUAAGAACCCCCUCUACACUGAAGAGGAUCACCAUAAGGUGCACAUCUUCAUAGCAGUAUUUGCUGGCCUGUGUGUUGUCUGCACGCUCUUCACUUUGUGCACUUUCUUUGCUGACUGGAAGAAUUCCAGCAAGUAUCCAGCGGUGAUCCUGUUCUACAUGAAUGGAUGUUUCUUCUUAGGUAGCAUUGGUUUUCUAGCCCAGUUCUCCGACGGUGCCAGGGAAGAUAUAGUGUGCCGCCAUGACGGCACCAUGAGACUGGCUGAACCGAGUGAGGGGGAGAAUCUGUCGUGCGUGAUCGUGUUCGUCAUCGUCUACUACUUCAUCCUGGCUGGCGUGUUCUGGUUCGUUAUGCUGGCCUACUCCUGGCACCUGUCCUUUAGAGCUCUAGGAACACCUAAGGAUCCCCUGCAGGGGAAACCAGCCUACUUCCACCUCAUAUCAUGGACCAUGCCGUUUGUCUUGGUGGUCAUCAUACUAGCUAUUAAUCAGGUGGAUGGUGAUUCUGUUGCAGGUAUAUGUUUUGUUGGUUACCAGAAUCACUAUUACAGAGCAGGCUUUGUGCUAUCACCCAUUGGGCUGUGCUUGGUGUCUGGAGGGUUCUAUCUUGUACAGGGUUUAGUAACAUUGUGCACAAUAGACAAAGAGAAUCCAGGUUUAUUGAGCGAUAAAGCUUCCACCAAAAUCAAAGGAACUAUAGCCAGGAUAGGUGUUUUUGCCGGUUUGGCGUUCGGCUUUGUGUUCAUUACGUUUGCCUGUCAUCUGUAUGAGUUCACCAAUCAGGCCCAAUGGGAGAAAGGCUUUCAAGACUACUUGGUGUGUGAAGCAAACGUUACCUUGGAGAGCCAGCUAGUGGAUGAUGUGAACACAUUGCCGACCUGUGCCCUGAAGACCAGGCCUAACCUUACCAUCGUCAUGGUCCAUCUCUUUUCAAUGUUUGGGGCUGGGAUCGCCAUGAGCAUGUGGGUCUGGACCCCCGCCACACUGGCUAUCUGGAAGAGAAUGUGGAGAAAGGUCACAAGGCAGCCCAUAAAUGAACCAGUCAAGUUGAAGAAAAGCAAGAUGAUCGCCAAAGCCUUUGCCAAGAAACGAGACAAGGGCAACGACGAUGAGGAAGACAGACUCUCACUCAGUUUUGAGUCUGUAUCCCAUGAUGAUGCGAUAGGUAUGAAAUUGGACUUACCACCUUCUAGUGUGGUCGGUGACGACCCAACUUCAUCUUCUUCAUGGGGUAAUAACGUACCUGUUCGUAUGCUGGCCAGGAGGGGAGCUGCAUACCCCAUCGCCACCAUUGGCAGUUCACCACGAGCAACUCCAGAUUCCUCAGACAGUGGCAGGCCACUUACAAGAGGCAGAACGACCUUAGAGACAGAGGCAGUCAUCGAGCCUCCGCCACGAAACAACAGACGAACCCAGUCUUCAAGGUCCAGGAGACAGGGCGGGGCAUCAUCCUCAAGAAAGCACCGUCUGCGCAACAUGCACCACCCAGGCCGACUUGAGACGCCUCUCGAUGAUGCCUUCUCUGAUGCAGAAGACUGCAUGGAGCUUCCAGAGGCCCCUGGCAUGGUUGGGGACAGUGUCAACAUGGUGCAAGGAGGGGCGUGGGGUCACAAGGGGAGAUCGUUGUCCACAAUUCCUGUGCUGCCAGCCAUACAGCAAAAGAAGAGAGUGUCCAUCAUGCAGCAGCCAACCAUGUUUGAAAUGCCUGGAGAGAGUGGGAUUGAGCAUGCCCUUUAACCUUCUAUGCCAACACUUUCUGACUCGACUAAAAUGCUGAAGUAGUUUAAUCCUGUUCCAUCUUCAGUUUAGCAUAAUUCAGGAGCAGAAGAUGGCUUUUGAUCCCUUGGCUUGGUCAACAUUUGGCUAACAAUUUUGCAAUUCACUGUACCGGUAUGUUUUAGGGUAUACCCUGUACCAGGAUCAAUUUGGCCUGAUUUGGAACAGAUUGAAUGCUUUUUUAAUCUCCUGCAUGUAGUUUGGCCAAACACUCGACUUACACUUUUUGGCUCCACUGUGUCUGUGUUUUAGGGCCAGUCAUUUUUGUCUGAUUGGAAAAGCAGAACAUGCCCUGUAGAAUGUGGACUUUGGUCCCCCAGCCUGGGCAACACUGACUUCAUAUAAGAUUUUGAGGAAGUAACUUGAUCAGUGUGGCUUGAGUUUGGAGUGAACAACAAACCAUGUGGAUGCACAGAGCAGCUCCUAAUUUGAUACAUGGUGUGUCUCAUGUUAAUCUAGUUGAUGUCCUCACGGACAUGAUCCAGAGGUGUAGAUAUGUCUUCAAAAGCGACCUUUUAAGCGCAGUCUCUUCUGUGAUUGGUAUAUUUUUUACCUAAUUACCAAGAAAGAAAGCAUAGGAAUCUAUGGCUUCCUUUUGAAGGGACUUUGUAAUUUACCAUUAAUGAUUAACCCGAAGGCACUUGCACAUUGACUUGGUGUUGGAGAUAUCCCAAGGACUAAAUAUUUGUCAAUGUGGCACCACGGUGUGAUCAGAAUCAUAACAGCUUGCUGCAGAACUGUUUAAUUUUGGUGCCUGCACAUUUUUACAAUGCAUAUAAUUAUGUUGAUUGCUUUAGAAAAGAGUCAACGAGAAUAAAUGUACAUAUAAUUGUGAUGUGAUUUGUUUGAUAUUAUGA